CCUGACCGAGACUGUCCUCAGACCCGCUCCUCAGGGCUUUGGUUUCCCGGGUUCCUCCCCUCCUCCGCCCACGCGCCUUCAAGUGCGUCUUUGUCCUUCGCCACUCUGGAGCCCGCGCUUCCUGGAGCCGGGACCCCGCCACGCCGAGCCCUUUUGAUGGUGUCCGUCUCCGACCAAGAUCUUGGGGCUCAGACCUUAACUGCGCACACCCGGAACUGAUCAGACAUGCUGAAGAGGCGGGGGCGUGUUAUUCUGCAGUGUUCCCAAUGCUGUAAAUACUUUGGAAUGUUUACUUUGGGAAGUGAAAAUUCUUGAUUAUGGCUCACUAUUCCAAAGAAGAGCUGGAUGAAGAGUUUGAACAGUUCAUGAAAGAGCUUUCAGAUGAUUCUUUUGAGAAUUCAAACAAAACACCUAGACAACCUAAAAGAGAAGUGAAAAAGAAAGAUGCAGUGCCAUGGUGGUUAACUGAAGACGAUUUUGAAGAUGGUGGGCUGCUUGGAACAAAUGUAAGCUAUCUGAAAACAAAGAAGCCUUCUCAGCCUAUUAUGGAAAUAGAAGAGGAGUCUGCUGAAAGGAUUCAGUUUCUUCAGAGCAGUGGAACCUCUAUCUUAAGUAUUGACAGCUUAGAAACAAAUGAGAUAGUAGUUUCUGAACUCAAUCAUAGUGUUCUUGAGUUGGGAUUGGACACACUAGAAGAACAAGAAGAAAAAGAGCAAUUUUUUGCCAGGCUUGAGGAAGGCCUAACAUCUUCCAUUGAUUAUUCAAGAUUAAAUAAGGAACUGGAUUCUAAUGACUCCACACAAUUUAAAGCUUUACAUAGUUAUCAAGCUAAUGUAGAACUAAAUGAAGAUAAACAGGAGAAUGAAUCAAAACAUGAAGAACUGGCAGGAAAUUACAGUGAUGAUUUUGAAGGUGAGGAGGAUACUGAUGCACCUUUGACUGCUCAAGGAGAGACUAAUACCGAAGAAAAUCCCAAAUCUGAAAAACUACAUGUACCCAAACAGGAAGAAGAGAAAACUGGCAUGCUGGCUAAUGUAGUGCUGCUUGAUUCCUUAGACUCUGUUGCAGAGGUCAACCUUGAUGAACAGGAUAGAGCGACUAAGCCAGAGGCCCUGCCAGAAAUGGCUGAUGAUGAAAUGACAGGAACAGCAGGUGUUUCUUUUGGACAAAGCAAUAGUGACAUUGAAGCACUACGUCAGGCUUAUUGUCAUAUAGCCCAUUCUUUGGGAGAUGCAGACGAACAAAGAACUGAGAGUAACGCAGUGGAAAAUAUCAAGAGCUCAGUGAAAGAUUACCCGCAAGAGAAUGAAGAGUCCUCUAAAAACAUCUCUACUACCGAGUCUGAUCUGCCCACAGUAGAGGAGCUGAUGAAACCUAUCAGAAUAGAUUCCUGUGGUGUCAGUGGUUUUGACUCACAACCUGUCAGCUUUAAGAAACUGGCUGAUAGAAAAGAAACUGAAUUUGUUAGCCCUUCACCCCUUAAGAUGAACCCAAAUAUUAUAUCUCAAGAGCCACAAAAUGCAAAACAAUUUUUUGACAAAAAUGAAGAGAAUGUGGUUUUAGAAAAGACAACAAGUAAAGGUGUAGAAAAUGGCUGUCCGGGAGUAAAUACUACGGAAGAACAAAUGGAUAAAAUGUACCUUGAUAUUUUAAGGAGAAAACUAUCUGUUCGUCCUUCAUUAUUGCCUCAGGAUGACAAAAUACAUAAAGCUUUUAGGUCUCAACUCAGUUCUGGAGAAGAGGGGGCUGUAACUGGUAAACAGGUACCAUACAAGAAGGCCAAAAGUGCACCUCCGUUACUUAAAAGAAAACCCCAGAGUGGAUUAUAUGCAUCAGUUAGGAGCUCAGGCUAUGGCAAACCCAGUUCACCAUUCAAGACUUUUUCUACUCUUGAAAAGAAAACUUCAAAGGACGUUAUGAAAAGCAAACACUUGAGAUCCAUUCCCACUUCAAAUCAAGCUAAGAAAAAAGAAAUCUUAUCUGGAACAAAAGUCAUCAAGCCUGCAGCUUUGGGUAAAGCAGCUCCCAAAAUUGAAAGUUGCCUGGUUACUCCUAAGAAGGCUGAAGAGUCUGCAGAAACUGAUUACGGUGUUCAGUUUCAGAAUGAUUCUUCAGGCUACCGUGGUGAGAGCAAGGAGACUGAGAUAAUUAUGUUUAAAAGAGUUCAGGAAGCAGAGGAAAAAUGGAGGGGUGCACAAGCCCUAAUUGAGCAAAUUAAAGUUACAUUCUCAGAAAAAGAGAGAGAGCUGGAAAAUAAGAUGGAAGAACUAAAGAGACAACAAGAAAAGGAACUCUUCAAACUGAACCAAGACAAUUACAUUCUUCAAGCCAAGUUAAGUAGCUUUGAGGAAGCAAACAAAAAGCAAAGAUGGUUACAUUUUGGAGAAACAGCUGAUCCUGUCACUGAAGAAAAAUUGAAGCAAAUUCAAAAAGAAAUACAGGAACAAGAGACACUGCUUCAAGGAUAUCAGCAGGAAAAUGAAAAAUUGUAUAAGCAAGUGAAAGAUCUCCAAGAACAAAACAAGAAAAAUGAGGAGCGAAUGUUCAAGGAAAACCAGAGUUUAUUCAGUGAGUUGGCUUCCUUAAAAGAACAGAUGCACAAAAGCCGUUUCCUGUCUCAAGUAGUUGAAGACUCAGAGCCCACCAAAACCCAGAAUUUUACAGAUCUGUUAGCAGAACUGCGGGUGGCACAGAAAGAAAAAAGCAAUUUAUUGGAAGACAUCAAAAGACUGAAGCAAGACAAACAAGCUCUUGAAGUAGACUUGGGAAAAAUGAAGAGAGAGAGAGACCAAGCCAAAGAUCAGAUUGCUCAUGCCACAGGUGAAAAAUUAUAUGAAAUAAAAAUUUUAGAAGAAACACAUAAGCAAGAAAUCAGUCGUCUGCAAAAAAGAUUACAGUGGUAUGCUGAAAAUCAGGAACUUCUGGAUAAAGAUGCAGUUCGGCUUAAAGAAGCAAAUGAGGAAAUUGAGAAGCUCAGACUUGAGGUUAAGAAGCUGAAAGCUGAGUCUGGAAAUCCAUCUAUUCCACAGAAGAUACGUUUAAAAGAGAAAGCAGCCGAUGCCAAAAAAAUUCAGGAUCUAGAGCGACAAGUUAAGGAAAUGGAAGGAAUUCUAAAGAGAAGACACCCCAAUUCUUUACCUGCUUUAAUAUUGGCUGCAUCAGCAGCUGGUGAUACAGUGGAUAGAAAUACAGUGGACUUUAUGGAAAAAAGGAUAAAAAAACUAGAAGCUGAUUUGGAGGGCAGAGAUGAAGAAGCAAAGAAAAGCCUUCGUACCAUGGAACAACAGUUCCAGAAAAUGAAGAUUCAGUAUGAACAGAGACUAGAGGAGCAGAAGCAGCUCCUUGCCCGCAGACUAAAGGAGGCGCCCCAGAGCCGCCCUGACGGUGCUUGCGGGGCCGAAGCACUACAGAGGGAGCUCGACGGCAUCAAGGAAGCCCAUCAAAGCACCGUAAGGAAACUUGAAGCUGAAAUAGACAUUCUUAAACGUGAGAAAGCCGAACUGGAGCUCAAGAAAAAUGACAAAGAUGAUAAAGAUCUCCAGUCUGUAGAAUUCCAGAUAGAACAGGCCCACGCUAAAGCUAAACUGGCGAGACUCAGUGAGGAGCUGGCUGAGAAGCGGAGAGAAAUACAAGACCUUUCGAAAACUGUGGAGAGGCUUCAGAAGGAGAGGAGGACGAUGCUGUCGGACCAGAACUCUAAGGGUAGAGAGGAGGUGACUGCAAAAAGGGUGAAGAAAGAUGGUUUGCAUUCAGGUAAAGGAAGUGCUAACUCGUUCCCUGGAACCCUGGAUGGCAAGCUUUACCAACCACAUACUUUUGCUGAUUCCCGUGUUUCAGAGGUUUUACAAGAAAACUGCAGAUUGAAAAAUGAACUGGAGAGAUUAAUUGUGGAGAGGAAUGAGCUGAAGAUGAAGUCUGAAGCAGCAAUGAACCAAUUUGAAAAUUCCAUGAAAAGGGUCAAGGAAGAUACAGCAGCACAUAUUGCAUCUCUCAAAGCAUCUCAUCAGAGGGAAGUAGAGAAACUCCUCUGCCAAAACGCAGUUGAAAAUUCUUCUUCCAAAGUAGCUGAACUAAAUCGUAAAAUAGCAACUCAAGAGGUACUUCUAAAACAUUUCCAAAAUCAAGUUAACGAGCUGCAGGGUAAACAGGAGUCUCUUACAGUUUCUCAAGUUCGAGAAGAAAUCCUACAAAAAGAGAUUGCAAAACUCCUAGAAGAACUAAGAGAAGCCAGAGAAAACCAUACACCAGAGAUGAAACAUUUUAUGGGCUUAGAAAAGAAAAUUAAACAGAUGGAAAUGAGACAUCAGCAAAGAGAGCAGGAACUUCAACAGAUAAUACAGCAGACACACCAAGUAGUAGAAACUGAGCAAAACAGAGAAAUUGAGAAAUGGAAAAGACUUGCGCAGUUGAAGAAUCGGGAGUUGGACAAGUUCCGUGCGGAAUUAGACUCCAUACUGGACGUUCUUCGAGAGCUGCACCGGCAGGGCGUGGUUGUGCCAGUUGCUUUGGCAGAUGAAGUGAAUGCACCAGAGUAUUACUAGAAACUGGGAUUUCCCAGGACCUCCCGGGAAGGCCUGAAGAUGGAGGGUGAAUGGGGCUGGGCCACUGUCAGGAGGCGGCUUUUAAAAACAACUAUUCCAGUAUGUGGCCAGAAAGCAGACAAUACGAAAGCAACAUUUCAAAAUAAAUUGCCCUAAACCAGUAAGAAAAAACAUUAUGCUGUAUUUUACUGAAAAUCAUUAACCAGUCACACGUUAAGUAAUUUAUGGACAAGUCCCUUUGUGUCAGAUGAUUAGAAUGAGUGAGAUUAGUUGAAGAAGGUCUUAAGUUCUAGAUAUGGAAAGAAAACAAUUGCUCCUACUCUGCCAUUUUUGACUAAGUGUAUUCUGAAUCCUUGGUGACAGAAAAUAGCUCCUCUUUCUCACGGAAACAGAAGAAUGUGAGCACAGUGGCCUGGACAGUCACAUCGACAGUCACCCGAGUAGCAGAGCUCCCACAAUUAGCAAGAACUACAACUUCGUACAGCAAACAGGGAACGUCCCGUGUUCUCCCAGAUUUCCACUUCUACUCUGAGUGCCUCAUGGUUGCACCUGAUAUAAGGUGCAAAAUAUGG
Messenger RNA from Ailuropoda melanoleuca (giant panda), 5113 nucleotides. RefSeq names its product centrosomal protein 162 (gene CEP162). The coding region runs from base 318 to 4541 and encodes 1407 amino acids. The transcript is spliced from 27 exons. Lineage: Eukaryota; Metazoa; Chordata; Mammalia; Carnivora; Ursidae. Gene Ontology annotation, biological process: cilium assembly. Gene Ontology annotation, cellular component: centriolar satellite; nucleoplasm; centriole. The record is from RefSeq and is a predicted model, not a curated record.